This is a messenger RNA of Danaus chrysippus (African queen), 1746 nucleotides long. The record is from the annotation of a GenBank genome assembly. NCBI's taxonomy places the organism in Eukaryota, Metazoa, Arthropoda, Insecta, Lepidoptera, Nymphalidae.
AUGAGGCCCUUCGUGAUCGAAGGUCGUUCUGAGUCAUCCAUCACCAGUUGGGGUCCACGUCGUGAACUCGUCGGUUCAGAGCAGCCUCGCUGCCGGUCGCCGGUCGCCAGUGCAAUGACUCGACCGCCUUUCUUGCGAGGCGAUGUUAACCGGCCCGGCCGAGCCGUCCUGCGCAGUUACGACAAGCACGACAAAUGCGGGCUGGUGUGGAUCCCGCGGGUCGUGGCCUACCGCUGUCGGACAUGCGGCAUAUCGCCCUGCAUGAGCAUCUGUCGGGAGUGUUUCCACCGAGGAGACCACUCCACACACGACUUCAACAUGUUCCUGUCACAGGCCGGCGGGGCCUGCGACUGUGGGGACAACUCAGUCAUGAAGGAGGACGGUUUCUGUAGUAACCAUGGCAACAAGUGUCCCCACCCCGGGAUCGCGCCCGCCGAGCUCAUGUGUGUGGCCGAGGCCAUGAUGCCCAGGCUCAUACUGAGGCUGCUGCAGCACUUCAGGGAGAACAGUACGGGCGCCGCUAACUCCGAUAACUACCGGGUGGCGGUCCAGGAGUGUGAGGGGUACGUGCAGAUGUUGAUGGAGUUCAACAACAUGGGCGACCUCAUGAGGUCCGCUAUGACCAAGGCGCUCAUCAAUCCGCAGAUGUACCGCAACCUGGUGUCAGCUCCGCAACCCGACACGGACUACGGUCGUUACAUGACAGAAUCCAACAGAGUGUAUGAGAAGGCGAUCGAUUCCUUCCCAGCUCCGGAGCCACCUGACGAAUACCGCCACCUGCCAGCCCUAGCUCCCAGGUUACAACACAACACGCUCCUCGAUGAGUUCAUAUUCUGGACGUUCAAAUAUGAGUUCCCACAAAACGUCGUCUGUUUCCUGCUGAACAUGUUACCGGACCAGGAUUACAAGGAGCACCUGACCCGCACGUUCGUGAUGCACUACGCCCGCAUCCCGCUGGUGCUGGAGAGCUCGGCGGACCCCGACACGCUGUCCAACCGCGUGGUGCACAUGUCCGUGCAGCUGUUCUCCAACGAGGCGCUGGCGCUGCGCUGCGUGCAGCAGCUGCACCUGCUGCACGUGAUGGUGCUGUCGCUGCGGGUCAUGAUGGGCAGGAUCCUGGUGCAGAACACGCUGCACGACCCCGACCGCAACUUCCACUACGUCAUCGACUGCACCAAGCGCGUCAUGAAGGAGCACUGCUACUGGCCGCUCGUGUCCGACUUCAACAACGUGCUGUCCCACAAGAGCGUGGCGCUCAUGUUCCUGCAGGACGACUCGCUCGUCGACAUGUGGUUCGAGUUCCUUUCCAUGCUGCAAGGUAUGAACGUCAACAUCCGUGAGACCGGCGGCCACAUAGAGUUCGAGCCGUCCUCGUAUUACGCGGCGUUCUCGUGUGAGCUAGAGGCGGCCGCGUACCCCAUGUGGAGCGUGCUGGGGCACUUGGGGGACCCCUCGCACGCGCCGCUCGCCCGCAGGAUGCUGGCUGCUGCCCUGGGGUACUUGCGGGACUGGCUGGACGCUGUUAACUGCACCGCACCCGCUCAGCCCAGACAACACCCGGCGGAGUCUAUGCACGCGUCGUUCCACUUCCCCCUCCACCGCUACCUGUCGGCCUUCCUGUGUGCGGGGGUCCGCUGUAUGGGCAUCAGGGCCGCGGACGUGUUACCGCCGCCGGACAUGCUGGCCCUGCUCGCCGCGCAUCCACUCAGAGUACAGGUACGUACACACUAUACGACACACUGGUAG